This is a messenger RNA of Sardina pilchardus (European sardine), 3193 nucleotides long. RefSeq names its product Kruppel like factor 5 like (gene klf5l). Gene Ontology annotation, biological process: regulation of transcription by RNA polymerase II. The record is from RefSeq and is a predicted model, not a curated record. Bases 109 to 1425 code for a protein of 438 amino acids. Lineage: Eukaryota; Metazoa; Chordata; Actinopteri; Clupeiformes; Clupeidae. Gene Ontology annotation, molecular function: RNA polymerase II cis-regulatory region sequence-specific DNA binding; DNA-binding transcription factor activity, RNA polymerase II-specific. The transcript has 4 exons.
GUGAGGUGCACCCAAGUCGGACGUAUAGGUGACCAAAUUCGGAGAAAGGUGGUUCACGUUUUCUAACAUUGACAAGGAGUAAACUUGCAGUUACCUGUGUCCUCAUAAAUGGCGAGUAUAGGACUGGCUGCAAAUGCCCCAAACACAGAAGAAAGGGCUGUCUUCACUCAACUGAAACCAGUGAGGAUGUCUGGAAACGGAGAGGCAGCUGAGGAUUCGUCCGUGUUUGAGGAAGUCAAACCUGGGGUGAGAGUCACUGUAAGCUCGGUGGAAAUGGCCCAGACCCGCAUUGAGAUGGACAAGUACCUCCUCCAGACAGGCUCCGCCCCGCUGCCCCCCAGCGUCCUGCCCGACAAGAAGUACCGGCGGGAGAGCGCCUCCGUGGUGGACGAGUACUUCUCCGAGGACAAGCCGGCGCCCUACAGCCUCAACAUCAACCUCAUCCUGCCCAACGCCCAGCUGCGCACGGGCCUCUACCGCCCGCCGGGCAAGCCCGUCGUCCACCACCAGCACAUCAAGGCCGAGCCGGGCACCGAAGUGCCCUGCAGCGUCGUCCAGCCGCUGCCCGACUUCACGUCGGUGUUCAGCACGCCGCAGCACGCCGCCGUCAGCAACCUCUUCAUCAAGCCCGGCAACAUGGCCGCCGCCGUCAGCAGCACGACCAUGGCGAGCGUCGCCGCCGUCGCCGCCGCCUCGGUGACGGACGAGCUGCCCAUCGGGCCGCAGCAGCCGCAGGUCUACCAGAUGCCCAUCAGCGGGACCGACCUCACCAUGACGCUGUCGCACGGGCAGCCGGGCGCCGGGGGCAGCGGUAACGGGCGCACCAUGCUCAACCUCAACAGCGUGGCGCUGAUGGCCGGGCCGGGAGGCGGCGGCGGCGGCGGCGGCGGCAUCGUCGGGGAUUUCGUGAUGCCCGAGCAGUUCUUCCUGGCGCACAGCCAGCAGCCGCACAGCCUGCCACCCUCGCCACCCAACUCGCAGCCGGGCAGCCCGGAGAACCAGGCCGAGCUGAUCGGCCCCAAUCAGCCCCCGCCCUACCAGCCCAGGGUGGGGUUAAAGGUCAAUCACAUGACCCCCCACUCGGUGCUCAUGACCCACGGGCAAGGGGUGCUCACAGGACCCCGCUACAACCGACGGAACAAUCCGGAACUGGAGAAGAGGCGAAUCCACCACUGCGACUUUCCUGGAUGCUCCAAAGUUUACACAAAGAGCUCACACCUAAAAGCACAUCAAAGAACACACACAGGAGAGAAGCCGUAUCGGUGCAGCUGGGAGGGCUGUGAUUGGCGGUUCGCGCGCUCGGACGAGUUGACGAGACACUACCGCAAGCACACGGGAGCCAAGCCAUUCAAGUGCGUAGCGUGCAGCCGCUGCUUCUCACGGUCAGACCACCUGGCGCUGCACAUGAAGCGCCACCAGAACUGAAUCGUCUUCUUCGUGGUGUUGAUGUUUGUUUUGUUUUUUGUCCUUUUUCCCUUUUCAAAUUCACCUACUGUACCACGUACGUUUUUUUUUUUUUUUUUUUUUUCUGAGACAUUGCAUGAAACAAAUUGACUGGCCCAGUAAAGAUCAAACACAACCAUACAAAGUUCACACCUGCCCGUUCACACCUGUGCGGUAUAGAUCAACACAAAACAGUUUUGAGAGUUUGAACAUUUUUGAAUGCCUAUAUUAUAGCAUUUGUGUGCAUCUGUAUUUUCUUGUAUAUAUGUCUGUGUGUAUAUCAUUUUUGUUUUAUUUUUUAUGCUUUCGGAAUUGGAAAUGAAUGUACUGAUACAUACUUGAGCUUAUUUUUCGGACAUACACGAUUAUCCACAGUAUGACAAAAUUCCAUGCAGUUUUGUAGGAUUGUUUUCUCACAACUUUGAACGACUUUACUGGACAAAGGUAUAGUCAAAGACUAGUGGAGGCCUCGGCAUGAAAUAUACCCAUGGUUGGACAGGGGUGGAAGGAUAUGGUGGACCUUUCAUGAGUAGCAGCUAGAUUUUGAGUCAGUUUAGGCCCACAUGAUGUGGCCCAGACUCUCCCCAGAGUCAGUGUGAGUGAACCUCUCCUGUGUCCCCCCGCCGCCUCUCUUGUUUCCUGAGACGUGUAGGAGUUAAGGAGUUGUGUUGGUGUUAUGGACAUAUCAGUAACUAUGGAGACAAAGCUCUUUAUUGAGGGCAGUUUUGCAAGGCCUUUUUUAUGAUGCGAGCAGAUGCCAGUCGCUGAUAGAGGGCCAUUCAUAGACGUUUGUGUUGAAAUUCACCAAGACUCGCGCACGAUUCAAAGUAACAUGAACAAAUUCAUGUAUAAAUUUACAAUGAUGAUGUGUGUAUAAGCUUCGACAUUGAUUUCAGUGCCAAAUAAUUGGAAAAUGAAGAACCAGGCAUUUUCUUUUGAAGAUUUAUUUAUGCAUUGGUAUUCAGAAAUUGGCCUUGAAAAGGAAAAGAAAAUAAGCUUUCAAGUUAUACACAGAAGCAAGUGAGAGUUAUUUAUUUUUUUCAAUUUUUUGAGAGCAAUGUUAUUUUCCCCUCCAUAAUUUAAGGAAUGAGUGGCAAACAUGUACAGUGAUUUGAGUGUUUAUCGAUGCAUCAGUGGUAUUUAUAUGUAUUGUAUUUGAACACAAAGUGGAUACCAGAGGAACACACAUACACAUACAAUCUUUUCAAUAGACAACCUCAUCAGAGAAACAUCCAUUAAUCCUAUAUUAAUCAAGACCAUAGGUCCCAUACAGAGGGCAACAGAAGUCAGUUCUUCACUCUGGACUCCAGAAUUUGAAUCAACUACUGGGCCCCUCGGUCCAAGAAGAUACAAACACUUAGCACUUCCUUUUUAAAGUUCUCGCGUGUGUGUGCAUGCAUGGAUGUGUGUUUGUGUGUGAUGAUUUCUUUCAAUGGCAGAAGGAAAUCUGAGAAAAAAAACAUGUAAAUAUAUAAAUAUAUAUGUUAUGUUAGUGUUUGAGCAUUGUACAUACAUUUUUUUCUAACUGUUAAAUGUUUUUUAUUAUUAUUGUUAUUGUUAUUAUUAUUAUUAUUAUUAUUAUGAACAAAAGGGAUUUCAUUAGGCUAACUGUAAAUGGGUUUGAAUUGUAUCUAUCCAUUGAACUGACAUUGAUGUAGUGUUGUGCAGAAGAAAUCAGUUUUGUGAACAAUUUUGACAAUGUUCUUUUUGACUUCCACAACUCUGGAAAAUAAAACAGAUUUCAAUGAUA